Drosophila hydei is the source of this 1602-nucleotide messenger RNA. Its product is annotated as alpha-amylase 1. The transcript is spliced from 2 exons. The record is from RefSeq and is a predicted model, not a curated record. The coding region runs from base 44 to 1528 and encodes 494 amino acids. Gene Ontology annotation, molecular function: alpha-amylase activity; cation binding. NCBI's taxonomy places the organism in Eukaryota, Metazoa, Arthropoda, Insecta, Diptera, Drosophilidae. Gene Ontology annotation, biological process: carbohydrate metabolic process.
UCAGUGAACUCAGUGUGGAACUGGAUUCUAUUGAAGUAUAAAGAUGUUUCUGAGCAAAGCAUUGGUUGCCAUUGCCUUCUUGGCGCUGGUCAACGCGCAGUAUUGGCACAACUAUAAGAGCGGCAGGAAUGGCAUGGUUCACCUGUUCGAGUGGAAGUGGGAUGAUAUAGCAGCUGAGUGUGAGAACUUCCUGGGACCGCACGGCUACGGUGGUGUGCAGGUCUCGCCUGUCAAUGAGAACGCUGUGAUUAGCUCUCGUCCCUGGUGGGAGCGCUACCAGCCCAUCUCCUACAAGCUCACCACACGUUCGGGCAACGAGCAGCAGUUCGCCAGCAUGGUCAGGCGUUGCAAUGAUGCUGGCGUGCGCAUCUACGUGGAUGUUGUCUUCAAUCAUAUGGCUGCUAAUGGCGGCACUUCGGGAACUGGCGGCACCUCAGCCGAUCCCAGCUCCAAGAGCUUCCCGGGUGUGCCGUUCUCCUCGCUGGACUUCAAUCCCACCUGCUCGAUCACCAACUAUGCUGACCCCACAAACGUGCGCAACUGCGAGCUGGUCGGUCUGCGCGACUUGAAUCAGGGCAAUUCCUGGGUGCGCGACAAGAUCGUUGACUUCCUGAACCAUUUGACGGACUUGGGUGUUGCCGGUUUCCGUGUGGAUGCUGCCAAGCACAUGUGGCCUGGAGACUUGGGUGUCAUCUAUGGGCGCCUGAACAACUUGAACACUGCUCAUGGCUUCCCCUCGGGCGCCAGACCCUAUAUCUUCCAGGAGGUCAUCGAUUUGGGCAACGAGGCCAUCUCCAAGUCUGAAUAUACUGGCAUGGGCGCUGUCACUGAAUUCCGUCAUUCGGAUUCCAUUGGCAAGGUGUUCCGUGGCAAGGAUCAACUGCGCUAUCUGAGCAACUGGGGCACUUCCUGGGGCUUUGCCGAUUCGGAUGCUUCGCUUGUCUUUGUGGACAAUCACGACAACCAACGUGGACAUGGCGCUGGUGGCGCUGACGUGCUCACCUACAAGGUGCCCAAGCAGUACAAAAUGGCCUCCGCUUUCAUGUUGGCCCAUCCGUUCGGCACACCGCGUGUGAUGUCCUCCUUCGCAUUCGACAACACCGAUCAGGGACCACCCACUACCGAUGGCCACAACAUUGCCUCGCCCACCUUCAAUAGCGACAACUCUUGCGGCGGCGGCUGGGUGUGCGAGCAUCGCUGGCGUCAGAUCUAUAACAUGGUUGGCUUCCGCAAUGUCGUCGGUGAUUCGGGGCUCCAGAAUUGGUGGGACAAUGGCAGCAACCAGAUCGCCUUCAGCCGUGGCAGCCAAGGCUUCGUCGCCUUCAACAAUGACAACUACGAUCUGAACAGCUCGUUGCAAACUGGCCUCUCCGCCGGCACCUACUGCGAUGUCAUCUCUGGCUCGAAGAGCGGCUCCAGCUGCACCGGCAAGACCAUCACAGUUGGCUCCGAUGGACGUGCCAAUAUCUAUAUUGGCAAGUCCGAGGGGGAUGGCGUCGUGGCCAUUCAUGUCAAUGCCAAAUUGUAGACCCGCAAAAUAUCUCCUGCACAGCUUUUAUCUUUUUUACAACGAGAUUAUAUUUUGAGCAUAUAUACCUAUAU